AUUUUGAAUAGUCAUAGCUCCAGUCAAAGUCAUAAGUCUAAUUGUCAUUUAAAGUCAUAUAACAGUCACUAUAAACAUGUCAAGUCAGCAAGCACACAUUCACUGCACCACUUGUCUCCACCACCACAAUUUACACACAUACAUAGUCAGUCACAGUCAGGGAAUGAUUCCGGUGAUGACAUUGGUGUCAUUCCUGAGAGAUCUCACCGAGACUCAUAUUGUCAGUCUGAGAAAUUAAUUCUCAAGUCAUAUUUCAAUGAUGAUAAUGGUGAUAAUGUCAUGUCUGAGAGGUCUGAAAAGUACCUCGGUGAUGAAAGCAGUCACCAGUCAGAGAAAUCAAUUCUCAAGUCAUAUUGUCAUAAUUCAAAUAAAAGUUGUGAUAGUCAAAGUGGGUAUCUUAAUGAUGAGUACAGACACAUGUCUGAGGAAUCACCUCACACAAUCACAACAGUCACAUCACCAUAUCACAGUCAACAAGUCACAUCAUCAUUUAGUCGGGUCAAUAUAGUCGAGUCAAAAUAUAAACAUAACAUUAACAAUAGUAAACAGUCUUGGAACAUAAAUGUUAAAGUAGGUCAUUCACAAUUUAAUUGUAUCAUUGAUUCAGGAGCUGAUCUUAACAUAAUGUCAAAACAAACUUUUGAUUCUUUAAAACGUCAACAAAGUCAAAUGUCACUUGUCAAAUGUCACAUAAAUGUCACAGGAUUUUGUGGCAAGUCAAUACCCAUUAUGGGAAAAGUCAAUAUUAAAUGCAAUUUAAUAUUAAAUAAUAACACUGUCAGUGAAAAUAUAGUAUUCAUAGUCGCAAAUUUAGUAUGUCCCAAUGUCUUAGGUCUUCCUACUUGUGAAAGGUUAGGAAUAAUUAAAAGAGUUUUUUCAGUAUCUAAACAAAAUUUUUGUCAACAAAUUCUAACACAAUAUAAUGAUGUUUUUCAGGGUCUUGGCUGUCUACCUCCUGUCUGUCACCUGAAACUCAAACCUGAUGCAGUACCAUGCGUGGAUCCUCCCAGGAGAGUACCAUUUGCGAUGCUUGGAAAGCUACGCGAGGAGUUGGAUCGCAUGGAGAGCAUGCAAGUCAUUGAAAAAGUCACUAAGCCUACAGAAUGGGUGAAUAGCAUAGUAAUUACGGUCAAAAGUUCAGGUCAGUUACGAAUUUGUUUAGAUCCUAGAAAUUUGAAUAAGAAUAUUAUAAGGGAAAUUUAUCCAAUAAAGUCAAUUGAUGAGAUAAGAUCUCAAUUAGUAGGAGCUGUUUGUUUUUCUCAUUUAGAUGCAUUUUCAGGUUUUUGGAUGUUAAGAUUAGAUGAAUAUAGUUCUAAUUUAUGUACCUUUCAAACACCAUUUGGCAGAUAUAAAUAUUUAAGAUUACCUUUUGGCAUAAAUGCAUCAUCAGAAAUAUUUCAAAGAGUUAUGAUGAAUUUGUUUGGUGAUUUAGAAGGAGUCUUGAUAUUCAUCGAUGACAUUCUAGUCUAUGGUCCAAGUGAGUCUAUACAUAAUGAGAGAUUACAUAAAGUAAUGCAAAGAGCUCGUCAAGUUAAUUUAAAAUUUAAUAAGUCCAAAUGUAAAUUUCUAGUUUCUGAAGUCUGUUUUUUAGGUUAUGUCUUUAGUAAAGAUGGUGCAAGGGUUGACCAAGAAAAAGUAAAAGCAAUUGUCAAUAUGCCUACACCACAAAAUGUCAAAGAAUUGCAAAGAAUAUUAGGUAUGAUCAAUUAUUUAGGUCCCUUUAUUAGCAAUUUGUCAGAAAAAACUCAAAUUUUAAGAAAUCUUUUGAAAAAAGAUGCAGUCUGGUCUUGGGAUGAAAAUCAUAAUAAAUGUCUUAAGAGUUUAAUAGAUGAAAUUACAAAGUCACCGGUUUUAGCUCACUAUAACCCCAAUAUUCCAUUAGUCUUGUCAGUAGAUUCGUCUAAGUCAGCAUUGGGAGCAGUCAUUUUACAAAAUAAUAAACCCAUUGCUUAUAGUUCAAAAACAUUAACCACAACUCAGUCUAGGUAUGCUCAAAUUGAGAAAGAAUUGCUUGCAAUUCAAUUUGGUUGUGAAAAAUUUCAUCAGUAUGUAUAUGGUCAUAGAGUCACAGUUCAUACAGAUCAUAAACCAUUAGUCUACUUAUUUGAUAAACCAUUACAUGAUGUACCAGCUAGGUUACAGCGAAUGAUGUUAACUUUACAAAAGUAUGACUUGAAAGUCAUACAUGUCCCAGGUAAACAAAUGUUUAUAUCUGAUACCUUGUCUAGAGCUGCCUUAAAAGAUUAUUAUAUACCAGAAAAUGAGUCAGAAAUAACUUGUCAUGUCAAUUUAAUGUAUUCAAAUUUAGCAGUCACUAAAGACUACAGCACAAAAUUGUCACAACAUACUAAUAAAGAUGAAAGUUUGCAAUUGUUAAAGAAAUAUUAUUAUGAAGGUUGGCCAAAAAGUAAAAGUAAAGUCAGUCAAUUAGUCAAACCAUAUUGGAAUAUACAAGCUGAAAUUCAUGUCGUAAAAGAUUUGUUGUUCAAAGGUUCAAAAUUGAUAGUACCACAGUCUAUGUAUAAGGAAAUGUUGGAUAAAAUUCAUGAAGGUCACCAAGGUAUAAACAAAUGUCUUAAAUUAGCUAGAGAUUCUUUAUAUUGGCCAAACAUGUCAGGUGAUAUCAAAAAUUUAGUAGAACAAUGUCUUAUAUGUGCGAAAUUCAAACCUUGUAACCAAAAAGAACCAUUACAAAAUUUUGAGAUUAAUAAGUAUCCAUGGCAACAAGUUGGUAUUGAUUUAAUGUAUAUUGAUAACCUUUCUUAUUUAAUUGUUACAGAUUAUUAUUCUAAAUACAUAGAGAUAGCUUUGUUAAAUAAAAAUAGUACAGCCAAAAAUGUAAUUACACAUUUAAAGUCUAUUUUUGCCCGUCAUGGUAUACCUUUGUCAUUAGUGUCUGACGGUGGACCUCCUUUCCAAUCUUUAGAAUUCAAGAAUUUUUUACAUGAAUGGGACAUAGAACAUAUUAUUACUAGCCCAUAUCAUGCACAGUCAAAUGGUCAAGCAGAAAGUUCAGUCAAAAUUGUAAAAAAUAUGUUGAAAAAAUGUAAAGAAAAUUCGUCUGAUCCUUAUAUAGCCUUAUUACAAUAUAGAAAUACACCUAAAAAUAAUUUACCAUCCCCAGCACAACUGUUAAUGUCUAGGAAUUUAAGAGAUAAUGUUCCAAAGUCAUAUAAAAAAUUAAAACCAAAGGUUGUAAAAUUUAAAGAUUACAAAGAAUGUGUAAACAAGAAUAAUGUCAAUAAGUCAAAAUAUUAUAAUAGAAAUUCUAAGCCUUUGUCAUUGUUGUAUCCUAAUGAUCAUGUCUACUUUAAAAGAAAACCAAAUUAUAAUUGGGAACAUGCCAUUGUCAAGCAAAGGCUGGCAAAUAAUAGGUCAUAUGUCAUUGAGGAUGUCAAUGGAGUUAGGUAUAGGAGAAAUAGAAUUCACUUAAGGCAUAAGUACUCUCCUAUGCUAUCCAACUCGUCGUCGUCGUUGUCAUCGUCGCAGGGGAGAGAGGAUGGUGACAGUCAGAAGGCUGGACCUCAAGAACUCUCAUCUCAAUCCUCAAGUAGUCAAAUUGUCACACGUUCAGGUCGAUUUGUAAAGCCUUCUCGUAGGCUAAUAGAAGAAAUAGAUUAAGUAUAUAAUUGUAAUCUAAAUUAAGUCAUAAUUAAGUAAAAACCUUUGUCUAUCAUAACUAUGUAUAAUAAAGUCAAUUUUUGUCAAGUCAGUCCAUAGUCUUAAGUCUAUUGUUUGUCAAGGGUUAAUUUAAACUUAACAGGGGGGAUGUUGUAACAUCACUAAUUAGUAAUACUAAUUAGUACGUCACUAAUAUAAUAACUUCCGCUAUGAUCUGUCAUCUGUCUUUUUCCAUAUCUUUGGUAUGGGUCGACUAUGUAACUGUGUGAAUGUGUGUUGUGAAAUAAAACUCAAGUAACCCAAGA
Helicoverpa zea (corn earworm) is the source of this 3926-nucleotide messenger RNA. RefSeq lists its product as uncharacterized. The transcript has 2 exons. Lineage: Eukaryota; Metazoa; Arthropoda; Insecta; Lepidoptera; Noctuidae. Gene Ontology annotation, biological process: proteolysis; DNA integration. The coding region runs from base 280 to 3621 and encodes 1113 amino acids. Gene Ontology annotation, molecular function: aspartic-type endopeptidase activity; nucleic acid binding. The record is from RefSeq and is a predicted model, not a curated record.